GGACGUCCCUUCCGGUGAGAAACAUCAUGUCAUCUUAUCGCCCUCGCGGUGGGCACACCGGCCCUCAGCAGCCAUACAGAUCAUAUCAUUCUUCACAACAAGACGACUUCUACGAUGACCGCUCAAGGUCACGAUCCCGAGACCGCAGACACAGCUCCCCUCACAAACGAAGUCCUCCACACGGUAAACCAUAGUUCAGAAUGGGAUGGGAAGUUGAGGCCAUUAUACUGAUAUGUAAACGCUCAAAGACAUAAGCCGACCACCAACCGGACCGUCUCAGGGAGAAUUCCAUUUUCGUGGCCGUGCCCGGAGUCCAGAUCGAAGACGUGACCGCAGCUACGAUAGGCGCAACCGUUAUUAUGAUGACGAUCGCAGCUCACCAUCCCCUCGCCGAGGUAGAUCGUCGUAUUAUGACCGAGAUGACCCUCGCUCCGCUUCACGAGACUACCGCAGUCGAAGUCGAAGCAGACACCGGACACCCUCAGACGAGCGACCACCGAGUCGAGGCGCCCCAAGCCGGGAAAUUAUGAUGGAUGGACUGGCUCCUCGUCUGACUGAAAACGAUGUUCGAAUACUCCUGCCCGAACUCCCUGAUCACAUGCCACCAAUCUGGUUAUCCAUGGUGACUUGCUCUGUUUCCUGCGGGACAUAUGGCUAAGGUUUCUCGACUUUGCGAAACAGAUCUCCUCGGAACUUAAACAAUACUAUCAUGCAGAAGGCCUGGAGGAUACUCGCGUCAUCCGCGACAAGCAAACCAAACAGUCAAGGAGAUUUGGCUUCAUCCGCUUCGGCACAGUGCAAGAGGCGGAAGCUUUCAUGGACCGCAAUUACCCUAUUCUCUACUUGUAUGGUAACGGCAACAAGUCUAACGGAGAUGCGUCCAAAGUUCGGAUAACUUUCAGUCGAGAACGGAAAGACCCACGUAGGACUGACGAGCCGGACUGGAUUUGCGAUUCUGUAUGUUGUGGAGAGUCAAGUCGCCGUGGAGCUACUAAGCUGAUGGCUCCUUAGUGUCUCAUUAACAACUUUGCGACACGAGAUCGGUGCUUUAGGUGCCAGGCCGAGAAACCAGAACAUCCAAAUUACGCUAUACCGACAAAACCGCCCAACGUCGGAGACAACGACGCUUCGCCAGACAAUCGCCCCUCUCAAUUCCUUCUCUUACGGGGUUUGGAACCUUCCGUGUCCGAAGAAUUGCUGGUUAGGGGCGUAGCAAAACUUAACAAGCCAAGCUCGUCAACGUCUCAACGAGAUGAGCAAUCCUCCAAAAAGGGUGCCAAGGUCGCAUCCACAACUGGUGAUGCGAAUCUUGGAGCGAGAGAAGGUACAUUGCGUCGAGUCCUGCUUAUCCGCGAUCGGAAAACCAACGAGAGUUGGCGGUAUGGCUUUGCGGAAUAUGCUUCGAUUGAGGAUGCACAAGCUGCGCUGAUUCGGUACAAUUCCUUCGAACGGUUUACGAUAGCUUCCAAGCAGGUGCUUGUUAGCUACAUCCAUGCUGGCGUUUUCGUUCCCGUGUUGAAUCCAACUCCUGACACUGAACGCUUCUGCUUCAGCCCCGUGGGCAACCCGGCCAUGAAGCUGGCGUAUUGGGAUGAGGGAGCUUAUGUGAAGGAGCUGGCUGUAUCGAUGCCAACCACCGUCUCACAGGAUCCAAAGAAUGGGUCGACCAUACGCACAGACACAGGAACUAAACCAGCCAAAGACGCAGAGAAGGCCAAGAAGCGCAAGGCACAGGCAGAUAUCGAUACUUCCGGAGUCAAAAAGACGGUGCCAUCGCACCUCCAAUUCUGGAGUAAUCGUCACGCUGAAUUGCAUGGCAUUACAAAGAAAUCCAACGACAGAGAAGACUCGAGAUCUACUGACGGGGGUGAAAGCGCGGAUGCGCCGCCCUCACAUUCCUAUGCUGACCCAAAUCGACACUGCUGUUAUCUCUGCAUGCGUCAGUUCAACAACUCGGCAGAAGUCAACAAGCACGAGCGCCUGAGUACCUUGCACCGCACGAAUUUGCAGGAUGAAAUGAAAGUCAAAAAAGCAGAGGCAAAGUUGGUAAAACACGGAAUCCAACGCCACUUCGUCAUGGCCGCGGCGAAACCCGCGCAAGAGUACCGCGAUCGAGCAAAAGAGAGACGCAAGAUCUAUGGCGUGGUCAAUAAAAAGGGCGAACAAGUCGGAAACGCACCCAGGUCAUCACGCGCGUCCUCUGAUGAUGAAGCUUCAAAACCACCUGUUCAGUCCAAGGGCGCUUCAUUGCUCAGCAAGAUGGGCUAUACCGCCGGGCAAGGGCUCGGUGCCUCUGGAGAAGGGAUGACCGCGCCGAUAAGUCAAGACGUCUAUGUUGCUGGAGUUGGGCUGGGUGCGCAAGGCGGCAAACUUGGUGAUGCAAUUGUGGAAGCCGAGCGAAACACCAAAGGCGAUUAUGGUGGGUUUCUGGAAGAGACGCGGCAGAGGGCCAGGGAGAGGUACGCGAGGAUGGAGUAGAGGGCGAGGGCCUGGGGAACCAGGGCGGCAUGUUGCCUUGAAACGGUGGGACGAGGACGGUGAAGACGGCAAUGAUAAUGAUACACGUGCUCUGAGGGAGGAGAAAUAUUGUACGAAUACCGAGCAUGCCUCUGACGAUGAUAGCGAAGACGGAUGAAUGAUGAACAAACGUCCCUGGCUGCUA
Messenger RNA from Cladophialophora immunda, 2662 nucleotides. RefSeq lists its product as hypothetical. The transcript has 3 exons. The record is from RefSeq and is a predicted model, not a curated record. Lineage: Eukaryota; Fungi; Ascomycota; Eurotiomycetes; Chaetothyriales; Herpotrichiellaceae. Gene Ontology annotation, biological process: mRNA splicing, via spliceosome. The coding region runs from base 1573 to 2478 and encodes 301 amino acids. Gene Ontology annotation, cellular component: nucleus. Gene Ontology annotation, molecular function: RNA binding.